Molecule: messenger RNA, 6378 nt
Organism: Microcebus murinus (gray mouse lemur)
Lineage: Eukaryota; Metazoa; Chordata; Mammalia; Primates; Cheirogaleidae
Gene: GNA13
Product: G protein subunit alpha 13
Biological process (GO): adenylate cyclase-activating G protein-coupled receptor signaling pathway; Rho protein signal transduction
Cellular component (GO): heterotrimeric G-protein complex; brush border membrane; cytoplasm
Molecular function (GO): GTPase activity; D5 dopamine receptor binding; guanyl nucleotide binding
Source: RefSeq, a predicted model, not a curated record
GCGUACGCGCGCGCUCCCGGGAGGCAGCGGGGGCGCGCACGCCCGGGGCCACCGCCCCUCCCGGGCCCGCCCUCCUUCCCUCCCUCCCCGGCUCGCCCGGCCCGCCCUGCGCGGCCCGCCCUGCGAGUCAGUUCGCUGGUUCCCUCCCUCCCCGGGCGCGCUCGGGCCGCCGCUGCGUUCCCCGCCCUCGAGCCGCGGAGCCGGAGCCGCCCGCCGCCGAGGAGGAGGCGGAGGGAGCCGGAGGGGCCCGCCGAGGCGGCGGCGGCGGCGGCAAGAUGGCGGACUUCCUGCCGUCGCGGUCCGUGCUGUCCGUGUGCUUCCCCGGCUGCCUGCUGACGAGCAGCGAGGCCGAGCAGCAGCGCAAGUCCAAGGAGAUCGACAAGUGCCUGUCGCGGGAGAAGACCUACGUGAAGCGGCUGGUGAAGAUCCUGCUGCUGGGCGCGGGCGAGAGCGGCAAGUCCACCUUCCUGAAGCAGAUGCGGAUCAUCCACGGGCAGGACUUCGACCAGCGCGCGCGCGAGGAGUUCCGCCCCACCAUCUACAGCAACGUGAUCAAAGGUAUGAGGGUGCUGGUAGAUGCUCGAGAGAAGCUUCAUAUUCCUUGGGGAGAUAACUCAAACCAACUCAACGGAGACAAGAUGAUGGCAUUUGACACCCGAGCCCCCAUGGCGGCCCAGGGAUUGGUGGAAACUCGGGUUUUUUUACAAUAUCUUCCUGCUAUAAGAUCGUUGUGGGCAGACAGCGGCAUACAGAAUGCCUACGACCGGCGUCGAGAAUUUCAGUUGGGUGAAUCUGUAAAAUAUUUCCUGGAUAAUUUGGAUAAACUUGGAGAACCAGAUUACAUCCCAUCACAACAAGAUAUCCUGCUUGCCAGAAGACCCACCAAAGGCAUUCAUGAGUACGACUUUGAAAUUAAAAAUGUUCCUUUCAAAAUGGUUGAUGUAGGUGGUCAGAGAUCAGAAAGGAAACGUUGGUUUGAAUGCUUCGACAGUGUGACAUCUAUACUUUUCCUUGUUUCCUCAAGUGAAUUUGACCAGGUGCUUAUGGAAGAUCGACUGACCAAUCGCCUUACAGAAUCUCUGAACAUUUUUGAAACAAUCGUCAAUAACCGGGUUUUCAGCAAUGUCUCCAUAAUUCUGUUCUUAAACAAGACAGACUUGCUUGAGGAGAAAGUGCAAAUUGUGAGCAUCAAAGACUAUUUCCUAGAAUUUGAAGGGGAUCCCCACAGCUUAAGAGACGUCCAAAAAUUCCUGGUGGAAUGUUUCCGGAACAAACGCCGGGACCAGCAGCAGAAGCCCCUGUACCACCACUUCACCACUGCUAUCAACACAGAAAACAUCCGCCUCGUUUUCCGUGAUGUGAAGGAUACUAUUCUUCAUGACAACCUCAAGCAGCUUAUGCUCCAGUGAUGUACAAAGGACUUGCUAUUUUAAUAUCUUUUUGUGUUUUUGAUUGUUUUCUGUUUGUUUUGUUUUUUAAAAUAGUUUACAACAGGAAUUAGAAAAAUCUUGAUUCUAUGUUUAACUUCUUGAAAAUCUUAGUCUUUUUUCUGUGGCCUUUGGUUUGUGGCUGAAAGCUGUUGAAUAACACAUCGCCAAGAUUUGCUGAAAUUCAGGCUUUGAUCUGUUUCACUAUGGCUUCCGUUCGAGUUCUAACUUCCUGGCCAACCUCAGACUAGGUAUAUUUAAGGCUUUAAAGCCUUCCACUUUUCAAACUGAAUUCUCCUAUAGUGCCAAGUAUAGAAGAUGUCCUUGAAUACUUAUAGGGAUGAGGUAGGGAGUAUUUGGUUCUAAAACAAGUAAGAUGUCUUUUGUCUGCCGCACACGUAGCAGCGACUCUUGUUGCCUAGCUAUUUGGUGACCUAUUUUGAAAGGGCUGUUAGAAAAAGGUUUGAUCUAAGGAAUGGCAUUCUGUAGAUUUAUACAGGUUUAGCCUUCGCUUUUUUUUAACAGUUGUUCUGUUUUUAAAUUUCUAUGGUUUUUGAAGGUGUAAUGCUCUUAGUGUUUUAAAGUUUCCGUAAGGAUUUCUGGUCUGAUGCUGAUGACAAGAGUUCACGAGUGGUACAGGGGAGCAAAAGGCAAACAAAUGCCAUAUACGGUGCUUUGAUCAAAAGCAGUGAGUGAAAUAUAAUUUGCCUUUUUCAUUUCUUUAUCAUGUAAUGUGCCAUAUGUGAAAUUCUGGCCAUAGCAGCAACUAAAAACUGCAAGCAACUUGGUAACAGAACUUCUAAAUAAACUUAACUGUUUCAGAAUGUCAUGUGUUUUAAGUCCUGUUUCGGUUGAUUUUGGUCUUUUCGGUAGAAAAGCAUUGUUGCAUUGUCACAAACAUCUCUCUUGCUCUCCUGCCCAUUCCCAUCAACUCCAAACUGUGGCAUUGAUGGGAGUUUGUUUGUUUGUUUGUUUGUAGCUUGCCAAGGGCUGUAUUUUCCUGCCACUCAAGAAGGCAUUAUUUGAGAUUCCUGUUGAUUCUUGGUGUGUCUCUAAAUGAUACAGUAUGUACACGUUUGUAUAAUUAUUGUUUAUGAAAGGCCAGCUUUUUUGAGGUAUAUUUUAAAUGUUUUAAGGAUGCUUCUAAGGAUAAAUAGUGAUUUUUUAAGUUCACACCUAAGGAUUUGGCCUCCCCACACUCACUGCUUAUCAAAUUAAAACAUACCCAUGAAGUAGCUUUGUGAUUACAAAUACAUUCAUAGUGAACUCAUCAGAAUGGCUGGUUUGCAGUACUAAAAGUACUGCCUUGUAGGGUAUAUGUAGGGUUAAAAUUGGAUCAGAGAAACAGAUAUAUGAGGCUGGUGACAAUUUGAAAAGUGAUGGCUUUUCUGCUUUUCCUGAAAAUUUUGAUUAAAACUGUGAUAUCUGUCACUUUACUGUAUAGCUGACUAUAUUCUCAGGUAUUUUAUCAGUCCUUAAAAGAUUGGUUAACAUUAUGGAUCACCCAGCCUUUACAAGUCAGUGGUUCUUGUUCUGCCCUGCUGUCUGGUAUGAGAACAGGGUUUUUCAGUGAGCUAACCAGGGAUUGUUCUUGACAUACCUGACUUUCCUUGCAUUUGAAGUUCCACUAUCAUUAUAUCCAUGUAACUUCCAGUGUUUUUUUCAUGCCUUGAUAAUACAUGAGCUACAGAUAUGUAGCUUGACAUCAUAAUGCAGGUGUACAUAGUAUAAUCUGUGCAUGUUUGAAUAGUUCCACAUCUAGUGCUUCUUGCCAAAAAGAAUACAUCGUUUAUAAAUUUACAAGGUUAGCAUAAUUUCAGUGCUAAUGAAUAUCUGAAUAUGUACACAGUCACAUUUGGACUGUUCCUUGGAGUGUCUCAUGUGUAAAUUGAGCAGAUAGUUUUAUUGAAUGGCCAAACAUUUAAUUCCAGUGAAGACUAAAUUUAGAUCCCUUCAGAAAGAGGGCACUUAGUCUUAUUUAAGUUAUAUUUAAGAUGUCUAAACGGUAAAUAUUGCCUGACAAAGCACAAAUCGCUGUUUCUCCAUUUUGACUCACCACCAAGAACUGUUAAAACACCAACCAAAUAGAUAUGGUAUUAUUUUGGGCAUUUGCAGUUUUAUUCCCUGAUGUUUGUGAUGUCUCAGAAUCAACAUUGUUUUAAAAUAAAAUCUAGGAUAUAUUUUGAGGCAGUAACACAUUUGACUUAAGCUUGUUCAGACAUUCAAUGGGACUAUAAGGUUCACUCUGAAGGCUUUAGCACACGUUCUUUUAUAUGCUGUGUUUCAAAACCAUUUGAAAGGAGUCAUACCUGUAUCAUGAAAACUGGAUCCUUUUGAAAUACCACUGUAUGAAGAGGGAGAUGAAAUUCAGUGAACUGAAUUAAAAAGGUGCUCAUAAUUUUCGCUAUGCCAACUUCCCCCUAGUCGCUGAAAAAGUAAUUUAGAUUUAAAGUUCUUUGGUGUGUUUUGAUUUUCUAAAUCGUUACGGUUAUGAUUUGGAAUAAAACGUGCCUAUUUCUAUAUUACAUUCUGUUCUUAAACCUAAAUGCCUUCUCUUUUAAUUCUGAAGAAAUAUCACAUAAGUGUCUUUGUUGACCUUGAAGAAAUUUCUAGUCUACAGAGUUGCCUUAUAAAUCAAAAACAAAUUUAAACAUUAAUUUUUAUAGGGAAAGGGUUUUGUCAAAUGUUUUCUGAAGAUCUAAAUAAUUCAAGGCAGCCUCUGCCACUUAAACAUGAUUUUUAAUAACCUAAAUUGUUGCUCUCUGCCAAAUAUCGCAUUAAACUGAAAUCUUCAUUUCAAUUUUAUUAUCUGGAAAGAGCACUUGGUAGCUAGAAUGUAACUGCAACCGAAGAGCCCAAUAUGGAAUGAAAGAGGUCAUUCAUUUUUGUCUUGUUUUCUUUUAAGUUGUACCAGCAUGUACUUUACAUAGAGAAGGUCCUCUGGCUAAUCUCUCAAAUUAGAGCUGUUGAGGGAAAUCUCUGUUUAGUUGGUGGCAGUGGUUUGUUUAAAGUAGAAAGAAAUAGGAUCACCUUAAUACCAGAAAUGAUUAGAAAUACUGGUGUAACAUUCAACAGAAAUCAUAUGCUCUUAUAAUUUUUUGUAAGAAGGAAUGGGUAAAUCUUACCUUUCAAUGUAUACCCAAAUACUUGUAUUUAUGCUUUUGAUAAAAUGUAUUUUCAGCAUCAGUACACAUAUCCGGUUAUGCCUUAUUUAUGUGAAGAAUAAAGUUACCAAAUUAUGCUGUUAUGUCCUGAAACUCAAAAUCACUAUUUGAGAAACCCUCAAAUUGGUGCUUUUAUUAUAUAAUGACACAUUUAGACAAAACCCCAAACCAAGUCAUUUGAAACAAGAUUCUCUCUAUUGCAAUUUGUAGCAAUGUUAUUUCUGUGUGUGUAAUGAGAAGGCUAACUAUCAGUGUUAACUCUUAAUUUCUUGCUUGAAUCCAUGAAAUCAUGUGUGUAAAAGCCCAGUCAAAAACAUUUGUAACAAACUCCCUAAUAAAUCUAGAGAAAGUCACUCUGUUACCUUUUCAUUUCUUUUAGUUUUAUUUGAGGAAUCAACAAUUUUGCUCAUGUCUUUUUCAGUUGGAAAUCUGACUUAGUAGUUGAUCGCUUUGUCUCUUUCCCAUCAUUUCAGCAUGUUAACUUCCAUUAAUCACAGAUGAUCCACCCUUGUGUUGUGCUGCUCUACUAAAAGCACUCAAUUUUUUUUUUUUUAAUGAUAGGAUACAAGGUGGCUUUUCAGUCUAGUAAACAUGUGGAGGGGAGAGGUUAUGAGUGAGUGUAUAUGUGUCUCCUUGUUCCAAAUAAAGCAGAUGAUAUAGUACAUGCCCAUUAUUUUACGGUACGAGGUUAGGGCUUAUUAAAUUUGUACUAGAGAAGUAUAAAUUAUUGAAGUGUAAGUCUAAACCUGAACAGUUGAAACAAGUUGGACUUUAUGGCUUCUUCAAGUACCAUCAAGUAGUUAUUAGCCUUAGGCUGGUAGGUGAUUAUUAACAUUUGAAGUACAGUGUUUGUACCACUAACAUUCUUAUGUCUGUACUUGAAUUAGUAUAGUUAGCAUUUAAAUUAAUAUGUUUGCCCUGUGGCAUUCUGGUCUAACAGUCUGAUUUCAAAUGCUAGAGCAUAUGGAAUGUCGAUUGUUUUUAAAAGCAUUAAUGAUAUGGCAGUAUUUUCUGGGUUGAUAAAGAGAUUUUUUGUGACCUAUGCAAGUCUAUUGAUAAUCAUGAUGAAAAUUUACAGAUGGAUCAAAAUAAUGUUGGGACCCACUAUGCACAAGUCUUCAAUCAGUGACUGUCACUGAUAGUAAUAUACUACUUGGUGUUUGAUUUUGGUUUGUAUUUAGAAAGCUUGUUUAUGUAUUUCUUGCCAUAGUCAGUGAUGAAUUUGUCCUUAAGUAUGCCUUUUUGAUGGUACCAGGAACAAAGGGGAAGGGGUAGGGAUUCUUGCAAAGUGUAUGCAACCGUGCAACGGACUGCCCUUUCUUUACCUCUUACUUGAAAGCUGAAUCGCAAAAUGUUUUAAAUGGCUUUUCUAUUCUACUCUACUAUGGUGAGAGCUCAUUUACCGCAAGAAGCCUUAUCAAAAAGUAUAUUUUGUAACAAGCUCAUAGAUACUGUACCUAACAAAACAUGAUUUGUAUUAGCUCUGUAUGAAAGUAUUUGUGGCUUAGGAUUUUUUACAUAUAUCUUUUUAUAACUUUCCAGGAACUAAGCACAUUAUCUGAUAUUGUUGUACAUUUUUUUUUUUCGUCAGUGCUUUAGUUCAGUAUCGGCAAUAAAUUAUUUCUAAAGGAGGUCUGAAAGUGGAAAGAAAUGGUUUGAUUUUAUAAAAUGAGUUGCUAGUACAUUAAGGCUUUUUACUUUUGUACAUAUUUUGCAAAAAAAAAUUUGCCUCUUGCUAUUAAUAUUUGCUUUGUAAAAAUUACUGACAUUUAAUAAACAUUUAUAAA